Messenger RNA from Pimephales promelas (fathead minnow), 3445 nucleotides. RefSeq names its product tumor necrosis factor receptor superfamily, member a (gene tnfrsfa). Gene Ontology annotation, cellular component: plasma membrane; cell surface. Gene Ontology annotation, molecular function: protein binding. The record is from RefSeq and is a predicted model, not a curated record. Lineage: Eukaryota; Metazoa; Chordata; Actinopteri; Cypriniformes; Leuciscidae. Gene Ontology annotation, biological process: TRAIL-activated apoptotic signaling pathway; positive regulation of apoptotic process.
CAGAGAGAAAGCGUCGCAUUACACCAACCGUGUUUCCAUGAGAAAGCAAGCACCCGAGAGCCGAAAAUGAUUCGGUCCUGACAGGCCGUCGAACUUUGGAUGUACUUUGAUUUGCGUCGUCAAUUGUUUUUAAAUAGUUGGUCUGCAAGUAUUGAAUUCGGAGUGUGAGACGAAUAAACUUGUAACGUUAGUUGGAAAACUCGGAGAAGCACGCCAUCCUCAUCGGAUGGACAAAUCCACGAUGAAAGCCAUGGUCCCUAUUCUCUUUGCUUUGACUUUUUUGGGUCAUGGGGCAGCAGAGCUCGGGUUUGCAGGAGACGUCCAGAACCGCACAGCCAGACAGAUGAGCUGCAUGGAGAACCAAGAGUACCCGCACAACAGCUUCUGCUGCAAGAACUGUGAAGCUGGCACUUAUGUGAAAGAGAAGUGUAGCAGGGACCAGGAGAAGGGCAUUUGCUCCCCGUGUGAGAAGGGCACGUACGCCGAGCACCCCACAGGCAUGGAGCAGUGUCUGCAGUGUAGCCAGUGUCACAGAGAUCAGAUCAUGGUUGCAGAUUGCACCAGCACAAGCAACACCAAAUGUGAAUGCAAAUCUGGUUUCUUCUGCCUGCCAGACGAGCCGUGUGAAGUGUGCAAGAAAUGCACCAGGUGCAAAGCUGAUGAGGAAGAAGUGAGCCGUUGUACUGCGACAUCCAAUACAAAAUGCAGGAAGCGCACCUCUUAUCCGACUGAAGGUCCAACAGACAAGCCAUCGGCAUCAAAUAACACUAAUCCUAUAGCGGUUGUCAUACCAAUUGUGGUUCUGAUCAUAUUGAUCCUGCUUGGAUUAUUUUUAUGGAAGAAAUGUCAACGUCAUCAAAGUGACACUGCUGGUGAUUUGAAAGAAGUGAAGAUUCCCAUAGACAAGUGCCCAAGAUCAGAAGAGGAACAAGAGAACAGCCGCAAUGCUGGAUUAGAGAGGGAGGAGGAGCAACGCCCAGAGUCCCGCCCCUUGUUGACGCAAGAAACCCAGGAAACAGGUAGCAAGAGUAUACCUGUGGAGGAUGAAGACCGUGGAUUGGGCGACAGCUUGCCAAACACAACCAGCUCUUCCCAAACCAGUCUGUCUGCUCUACCUCCUGCUGUCUACAUGGAAGAAUUGCCUCGAUCGAGUCCCCCGGCCCCGAGGCAGACUGAGAGAGAUAUAGAGUCGUGGGCGAAGGAUGACUGUCCUCCCAGAAAACUUGUUCCUGUACUUGGUGAGGAGGAGUCUCUGAGCAAGAGUUUCGACCUGUUUGACACCCUGGACGUGCGGUACCACAAUAAGUUCUUCCGGAGCAUCGGCGUGAGCGACAACGCCAUCAAGGUGGCCGAAACAAAUACCAAUGACAAAGUCUACGAGCUACUGCGGGUGUGGAUGCAGAAAGAGGGCCUGCGGGCAAACAUUAACACGUUACUGCAAGCUCUUCUGGACCUAGACCAGCGAUAUUCAGCAGAAAACAUAGCCUCCAAGGCUGUUGAACGAGGCUUCUACAAAUAUGAAUGAUGUCUUUUCAAGACUACAAGACAGUUGUCGAGUAAAAGAACAAAAUAAUUGAGAGGUGUAGAUUCCUUUUGAAUUCUCUCCAAUGGGCCUGUGGGUCUUAUUGGAUGAACCUGAUGUCCCGUCACGGAGACAUUGGUGAAUCGCCUCUCUGUAGCGCCCAGCCCACGAUGGGUUUAGAAGCCAACACUGGACCCUUUUCCAAGGAUUUACACUGGCUAGCAGUAGAGGGCGCUGUGUUCCCUCUAAAAUGUGCAUUCUAGUGUUACUUGAUGCACUGGCCUCAGUGCAUUGUCGAUGAACUCAAAUGAACAAAUAUGCCUUAAGAUGAGCUGUGGGUUUUGAAUUUUAGAUAUACCUUUAUGUCAGCAGUUUAGGGUUACAUUUGAAGUUUAGAACCAUUCAUUUUACUUUGGUUGUUACAGAAUAUCUCAUAUGCUAGGCUGCCCUCGAAUUAUGCCAGUCUGUGAAAGGUGAUUUUUGCCACACACAUCCCCAACUCCCUCCCUCCAAUGACGUUUCUCCAAGGCUGAGUUGUUCUUCACCUUCUCCACCUUUCUUGCCUGUUCCGUUGUUAUAUUUAAAUAAGUGACGUAUUUAUUUGUAUUGUGUAAUAACGUAUUAUUUAUACCUGUUACCAAUAUUCACCUACAUUAAGUGUUCCUGGAGCAUUUUUGUGCCGUAACUGAGAUGUUCACAAGACAAAUCCUUUCCGGUCCUUUUACAAGCGGAUUUAGAGCCAUAUCCACAUAGUUUUUUCUGUAGCUAAGACAUUUCUGAAUUAACCCUGAGCAUGUCGCUUACUAUACUCAUCAUCAUUGUUUGAAUCAGAAAAAGCGUCCUUCGUUGUGGACAUGUUGUUGAUGUGUAUGAUGAAAGAUAAAGAAAAAGCUUGAAAGAGUGCCACAGUCAGUAUCUCUUGGGUGCUUGUAACUGCUUCCACAGGUUGCAUUAAUGUCAAGGAUAAGGAGGCAUUUCAAACUUCUGCUCGCUGUUCUUGUUUUUUUUUUUUUUUUUUUUUUUUUUUUAUGGGGUAGUGCACAGGUACGUGUUUUUAAAAUAGCUAAAAGAUGAAGGAAAUUUAUGCUCAUCCAGAAACUACUAGCGUUUUAUCUAGUAUGUACAUAGUCAAGAAUUCUAUUAAAGGAAACUAAUAGAUAUAUAUUUAUGGAAGCCCUAAGAGUGUAGAUGUAAUGAAGUACUGCCUAAAAACCAAACAGAAGGAACAAAUUGAAAUUUAAAAUGAACAAACGGAAUAGAUGUUGUCUAAAUAAACAUGGCUUCUAAAUCAAUUUUACACAUCAGUGAAUGAACUGUGACCUCUGACUCGGCUGUAUAGCUAUGUAGAUGUAUCGGUGUAUGAAAUAGGAUGGAUAUAUUUUAUGGAAAGCUGAAAUCAGGUCAGGACAAAAUGGCUCCCCAUCCCAAUUGAGCUUCCCCAUUUAAUUUUGAAAUUGUAGAGCUAACAUACAGUGCAGGCACUGCCACCUAUUGACGUAGAGUUGAAUAGCAAGAGAAAACCUGCAUCAAUUUCAAGGGACCUUUUUUCACAUCUUAACUAUUUGUUUGUUUUUUUCUCACAUCUUUUAUCUUUUUGCACUGAAUUUAACAUUGAGUGUCUGUUCAGAUGUAAGUGCAGGAGCUCGAGCAGCUCAUGCCAUCUUUGUCUGUUUUCUGAGGUUUUUAUACAUGUUUUUAGUGUUAUAUUGAAGCCACAUUGUUUGUGCCUUAAUGCCUCUAACAUACAGUAGAUGCAUGCCUCAGUGCUCGCUCUUUCUACACUUUAUUUUCCACAAUAUCUCUCUACGAGUAGAAGUUUUGUAUCUGCUUUUUUCCCCUUAGACAAUUGUUUGCUCGUUUGUGAAUGUCAAAUGUUUGCUGUUGCAAAGUUGUUUGUAGAAUGUUUUUGUUUUAAAACAAUAA